Messenger RNA from Guillardia theta CCMP2712, 609 nucleotides. RefSeq lists its product as hypothetical. The record is from RefSeq and is a predicted model, not a curated record. Bases 79 to 504 code for a protein of 141 amino acids. The transcript has a single exon. NCBI's taxonomy places the organism in Eukaryota, Cryptophyceae, Pyrenomonadales, Geminigeraceae.
CAAAAAUUUUACACUGCAACGGACUAGCAGGAGACAACAAGCUAGGCGGCAAGUGCCGUUGAACAUGAUGGUGCUCUCAUGCUUACAAACCAUGGAGCAUUUCCCAUCAUCGUGAUCUAUGUACAAGAGGAACGAAGAGUGUCGACCUCCUCAUUUCAUCAAAGGCUUUCCAAAGUUGGCAGGCCGCAACAGUCCGAGCGGGGGGAGAGGCAUUUUGCCUCCCAGAAAGUUUCUGUUCUCCGGGGGAUACGCACAACUAUCUUGCCUCUUGGCACCCGGUUUCAGGCUCUCGCUCCUCUCAGAAUUCUCUGUGGGGCUCGAAACCCGAGAAGCCCAGCGGAUGAGCAGGUCCGACAAGUCGGAAUCCGAGUAGAAGGGGCUGUGGCCGCUUGCAGCAGGAAGCGCGAAGAAGUUGUUGAAGCGAAAGUUUCUCUCACUCAUGCCGUCAUGAGAGAUGAAACAGCUGCCUGCCCUCACAGCGAUGAGGAGCACGGAUACGAAUAGCAAGCCAGAAGUUCUCCCGAACAUGUUUGCAAAUCCGAUAAAUGUCUCUAUGCAAUGAACGAUGUUUCUAUUGAUGAACUCACUCACAGUGGCGCAUGAAUACCU